GUCAAAAACAGCGUGGUCGCGAGCGAAAACAGCCGUGUGUAAUCCCGAGUUCUUCCGUGCUCCGGGCCACCUUUUACGCAAACUGUUGCACAAACCGCAUUUCCUUACGUAUUUCGAAGGCAUUUCCAUCCCCGAGAACUACUCCUUGGCCGCAACAACAUAUUCCACCAGCGAGCAGAGGAAAUUCCGAUUUACUCUGUGCCACUUCUGCUGCCGCUGCCACCACGUGUUUGUGGAGAUAAAAACUCCGGGAAAAAGAUUACUAAUAAAACCCCACCGAACCGGCUAAUAACGAUGGAGAACGGUGCCCACGGAAAAGAGGGAAGCCUGCUGGAUGGCCUUUCGUGCGAGGAACUAUUCCAGAAGAGCGAUGGCCUGACGUACAAUGAUUUCAUCAUUCUGCCCGGUUUCAUCGAUUUUACGCCCGACGAGGUCGAUCUGGCCUCACCGUUGACGAAGAAAAUUAUGCUGAAAGCGCCGCUCGUUUCCUCCCCCAUGGAUACGGUUACGGAGGCCGACAUGGCCAUCUCGAUGGCGCUUUGCGGCGGCAUCGGUAUUAUUCAUCACAACUGCUCGGCCGAGUACCAGGCGAACGAGGUGCACAAGGUGAAGAAGUACAAGCAUGGCUUCAUCCGAGAUCCGCUCGUUAUGGGCCCGGAAAAUACGGUCGCGGACGUGCUGGAGGCAAAGCGUCAGAAUGGGUUCACCGGUUACCCGAUCACGGAGAAUGGCAAGCUGGGCACCCGUCUGGUCGGCAUUGUUACGUCGCGUGAUAUCGAUUUCCGUGAGCACGACGUGGAGAUCAAGCUGAAGGACAUUAUGACGAAGGUCGAGGAUAUGAUCACUGCCCCGAACGGUGUGACGCUGAUGGAAGCGAACCACAUACUGGAAAAGAGCAAGAAGGGUAAACUGCCGAUCGUCAACACGAACGGUGAACUGGUGGCCCUCAUCGCAAGGACCGAUCUGAAGAAGGCUCGCAGCUAUCCGAAUGCAUCGAAAGACAGCAACAAGCAGUUGCUGGUCGGUGCGGCGAUUAGUACGCGCGAUGAGGACAAGGAGCGGUUGGAGUUGCUGCAUCAGAACGGUGUGGAUGUGAUCGUGCUCGAUUCGUCGCAGGGCAACUCGAUCUACCAGAUUGACAUGAUCAAGUACAUCAAGCAGAAGUACCCUUCGCUGCAGGUGAUUGCCGGCAAUGUGGUAACACGCCAGCAGGCAUUCAACCUAAUCCAAGCCGGCUGUGAUGCGCUGCGUGUUGGCAUGGGUUCGGGAUCGAUCUGCAUUACGCAGGAGGUGAUGGCUUGCGGUUGUCCGCAGGCAACGGCCGUCUACCAGGUGAGCAAUCUGGCUCGCAAGUACGGCGUACCGGUGAUUGCUGACGGUGGAGUGCAGACGAUCGGUCACAUCAUGAAAGCCCUCUCGUUGGGUGCCUCGGCGGUGAUGAUGGGUUCGUUGCUCGCUGGCACAUCGGAAGCACCGGGCGAAUAUUACUUCAGCGAUGGCGUUCGACUGAAGAAGUACCGUGGAAUGGGCAGUCUGGAAGCGAUGGAACGUAAAGAUGGAAAGGGAGCGGCCGGUUCCCGGUAUUUCCAUACGGAGAUGGAGAAACUGCGCGUUGCACAGGGCGUCAGCGGUAGCAUCGUCGAUAAGGGAUCGAUACUGCGCUUCGUACCGUACUUACAGUGUGGAUUGCGUCAUAGUUGCCAGGACAUUGGAACACGUUCCAUUGCCAAUCUAAGGAAAAUGAUCUACAGCGGUGAGUUACGAUUCAUGAAGCGCACGCACUCGGCACAGCUGGAAGGAAACGUGCAUGGACUGUUUUCCUACGAGAAGCGCCUAUUCUGAGACCAACCGAACGGUCAGGAACAUUCGUCAGCAGCUGGCAGCUGCUGUUGAUUGUCACCAGCAUCAUCACCACCACCAGCAAAACGCAAAACGAAAAUCCCGGUCCCGGAGACUUGUCACCUCGGGUGGUUUUUUUUUUUUUUUUGUAGCAAACCUCGACGCGCCCGAGCGCUGUCCGUAAACUUUGGCACAUUGGCACUUAACUUCAGUGAAAGCGAGUGGAGCAGAAAAAUUGUUCGUUAGGACACUUAAAAUUGUUUUUUAGCAUCUAAGAAUCAGCAAUCGAAGACCCGCCGCCAUUAUGGGCCGUACCGUUCGGGUGUAAUGUAUCUCAUUACGUACUACAUCUAAAUCCGUACUUUUCAAUGUGAAACAUCUAAAGUAUGGUGACACGUUAUAUCUAACGUGCACUUUAAAACGUUAUAAGCUGGUCAAACGCGUUCGUAGAAUACCCCUUUCCACAUGAACUCCAAGCGUGUCCUAGAGAGCGAUCCCAUCGAUCAGCUUUAUAGGAUAGGUUUUGCUGUUUAAAGUGAUUGUUAGGGCUACAUUCCUUUCAUUCAACAAACAGCGUCCGCCCGAACGUCUUUAACAAAAACUCUCUACUUAACACAGCAACGACAGCGCAUGAGCCGUGGUUAGUCAGUCGCCGUUUCAAAGCAUAUGCCGAUCGUCGGUUUCUACUUAAGCUACUUCUGUAAGAUUUCCUACGAGCGCAAGCGCCGCGUUACUAGUAGCAACGCGUUACACAACUUAUGAAAAGAGUGAGGAGGAAAAAAUGGCCAGUUUGCCCUCCCGCAUUAGGAACCAUCUAAGUUAAACGUUUUUCUUACUUUGGCUAAGCUUAACUAAAUUGUGGUAUGCGUUAUUAAAUGGAAAUAGUAAUAAAACACCUGAUGUAUGUG
Messenger RNA from Anopheles darlingi, 2747 nucleotides. RefSeq names its product inosine-5'-monophosphate dehydrogenase (gene ras). Gene Ontology annotation, molecular function: IMP dehydrogenase activity. Gene Ontology annotation, biological process: GTP biosynthetic process. NCBI's taxonomy places the organism in Eukaryota, Metazoa, Arthropoda, Insecta, Diptera, Culicidae. The record is from RefSeq and is a predicted model, not a curated record. Bases 295 to 1842 code for a protein of 515 amino acids. The transcript has 4 exons. Gene Ontology annotation, cellular component: cytoplasm.